This is a messenger RNA of Adineta steineri, 239 nucleotides long. NCBI's taxonomy places the organism in Eukaryota, Metazoa, Rotifera, Eurotatoria, Adinetida, Adinetidae. The record is from the annotation of a GenBank genome assembly.
UUUUUACACAACAAAUUCAACAGCAAAUAACAGCAUCAAUUGCAUUUAUGACUGUUGAAACAGAUUUAAAAGAAAUUCGAGAUUUUUUACGUACAACAAGAAAACGUAUGGAAGAUAAAGAAGCAAAAGCUAAAACUAUCAAUGAUUGGAAACAAGUUGCACUUGUACUUGAUCGAACUUUUUUUUUUAUUUACUUAGCUGCUAUUAUUAUCUCUCUUGCUGCUAUGUUCCCUAGAUAG